GCGUGGUUGGUUGGUUCCGGAAGACGUGGCGCCAGCCUCUGUUCCGCUCAGUGCCAGCAACAAGCACUUCAUAACUGUUACAUCAGAUAUUUAGCUAUUUUGUGUUGUUUAAAAUCAACUGAAGUGUACUAGCGCAAACAUGAUUUCGCUAACGGAUUCACAAAAAAUCGGGAUGGGGCUGACAGGCUUUGGGGUGUUUUUCCUUUUCUUUGGUAUGAUUCUGUUCUUCGACAAAGCGCUUCUUGCCAUUGGAAAUAUACUGUUUGUUGCAGGUUUGUCUUUUGUCAUUGGCUGGGAGCGCACAUUUAGGUUCUUCUUCCAGAGACACAAAGUGAAGGCAACUAGUUUCUUCCUGGGGGGAGUGCUUGUGGUGCUGAUUGGCUGGCCCAUAAUUGGAGUUGUCCUAGAAGUCUAUGGUUUCUUUCUCUUAUUCAGGGGCUUUUUCCCAGUGGCAGUGGGCUUCAUCAGGAGGGUGCCUAUCCUUGGGUCUCUGUUGAAUCUCCCAGGGAUCAGUGGAUUGGUGGACAAAGUUGGCGAGAGCAACAACAUGGUAUAACAAUAAUUGGUUAUUGCUUUGAGAGGAUAUCACCUAUUUAUAAUAGCUAUUAUUGAUGACUGUAUUCCAUGUUGGGCUACACUAUCCCAUUGUAAAGGUCAAAGCUGUGAAUCAAAACCUCAUACUGCUCAAAGGAAAUUAUAAUUACGCCUCGGCAACUGACUGACACAUUUCCGACCUAAGGAAAUGGCCAUGAAUUUUUGUAGCCAUUGGAUAUUCUGACCAAGGGACAUUGUCAAGGCCCAAAUUGGGCCCCCCUCAGUUUCUUUACUCCUCUUGACUGUCUGAUGAUGGUCGACAUGUCUGGACCAACCACUGGAUGGAAAGCUCUAUUAAGGAAGGCAGGAGCAUGUUACAGCAACCUUUCAAAUAGAAUGUUGUGCCUGUGCAGCUAAGAGAGUAUUUUGGUUUGUUUUGAUCAAGUGUUUCUGAAAUGUACAGUGGAUGAAAGUGUAGGUGGUGUCACAACCAACCAUAGUAGACCAGCAAGCGCACCAUGGGUCAUGUGUGCAUCUACAGUACAUAGACUGCUGGUCUCACUCAGUCACUUUGUAUUAAUACGUAAAGAGGCUUGUCAGAUGUUUUACUUAAUGUAACUUUUGUAAAUACAUACUUGAAAUAAAGUGUGUUUUUUUAUAA
Messenger RNA from Hypomesus transpacificus, 1195 nucleotides. RefSeq names its product golgi transport 1Bb (gene golt1bb). Gene Ontology annotation, biological process: retrograde transport, endosome to Golgi; endoplasmic reticulum to Golgi vesicle-mediated transport. Gene Ontology annotation, cellular component: membrane; endoplasmic reticulum. The transcript has 5 exons. Bases 140 to 556 code for a protein of 138 amino acids. The record is from RefSeq and is a predicted model, not a curated record. Lineage: Eukaryota; Metazoa; Chordata; Actinopteri; Osmeriformes; Osmeridae.